AUGUCAGACAUUUCAUCAAAUAUUUUAAAUAGAAAGAAAGGUUUCUUGAUCCUUGAGGAUGGUUCAAAGUUGGAGGGUUACGUUUUUGGUGCACACAAAUCAGUAGUUGGAGAAUGCGUUUUCAGUACUGGUAUGGUCGGUUAUCCAGAGUCGAUCUCCGAUCCAUCCUAUACCGGACAGAUCUUGGUGUUCUCCUAUCCGCUGAUCGGUAACUACGGUGUGCCAAGCUUCAAAGAGGUCGAUCCACACUCAAAGUUGCCAAUAAAUUUCGAAUCGGAGCGUGCACAUUGCCAAGCGAUCAUCGUAUCCGACUACACCGACGACUAUUCACAUUGGGCUGCCGAGCGUUCGCUCUCAGAAUGGCUGGCCGACUCUGGCAUUCCAGCGUUGUACGGUAUCGACACACGUGCUCUCAUCACCAAGAUUCGUGAGACCGGUUCACUCAAAGCCAAGGUCGUUAUGGCCGACGAGCUCCAAUCGAUGGCCACCGUGCCAUUCGAAGACAUCAAUCUUCGUAACUUGGUCGCAGAGGUGUCCACCAAGUCGGUGCGUACAUUCGAAGCCGCUCCUGCCGUCAGAAAGAACAAGCGUGUCAUCGUCUUGGAUUGCGGUGUUAAAUAUAAUCAAUUGCGUUGUCUUUUGAAUCGUGGUAUGGAUCUCAAGGUGGUGCCAUGGGAUUACGACGUCGUCGCCAACGAGAAGCCAGAGGACUGGCACGGACUUUUCAUUUCCAACGGUCCAGGUGACCCUUCGCUCUGCGGUAAGGCAAUCGAUAACAUUCGUAAAGUAUUGGCUUUGCCAGCCGCCAAGCCAGUGUUUGGUGUCUGUAUGGGUAAUCAGUUGCUGGGUUGGGCUGCCGGCGCCAAGACACACAAGAUGCCAUUCGGUAAUCGUGGUCUCAAUCAGCCAUGCGUCGACCAACUCACCGGUCGUUGUCACAUCACCUCACAGAAUCACGGUUUCGUCAUCGACACCGAUUCACUGCCAGCCGGCUCCGGUUGGAAGACCUACUUUAUCAACGCCAACGACGGCUCCAACGAGGGUAUCUACCACGAGAGCAAGCCAUUCUUCUCUGUACAAUUCCAUCCGGAAGCUAAAGCCGGUCCAACCGACACUGAAUAUCUCUUUGAUAAUUUCGUUGCCUACGUUCUCGGUGAGAAGUCCGACUCGCCAAUGAACCGAUCCAAGCGUAUCGAGACACCAAAGAACAUCAAGAAGGUAUUGCUCUUGGGUUCCGGUGGUCUUUCCAUUGGUCAAGCCGGUGAGUUUGACUAUUCCGGUUCACAAGCUAUCAAGGCGUUGAAAGAGGAGGGUAUCAAGACCGUCUUGAUCAAUCCAAACAUCGCCACUGUACAAACAUCGCCAGGUCUUGCCGACAAGGUUUACUUUUUGCCAGUGAAUGCCGAUUCCGUCACCAAGGUGAUCAUCAACGAGAAGCCAGACGGUAUCUUGGUAACAUUUGGUGGACAAACCGCAUUGAACUGCGGUAUCGAAUUAUAUAAAUCAGGUACAUUGGAAAAGUACGGAGUUAAAGUACUCGGUACACCAAUCGACACAAUCAUUGCCACUGAAGAUCGUGGUAUUUUCGCAGAGAAGCUCGAAGAGAUCAACGAACACAUCGCUCCAUCGAUGGCAUGUAACACCAUCGAAGAGUCACUCUUCCAAGCCGAGAGAAUUGGUUAUCCAGUUAUUGUGCGUGCUGCCUAUUGUCUAGGUGGUUUAGGUUCAGGUUUUGCAAAUAACAAGGAGCAAUUAACAAGUUUAGUAACAGAGGCAUUUGCAACAUCAUCACAAGUUUUAAUUGAAAAAUCAUUAAAGGGAUGGAAGGAAAUCGAAUAUGAAGUAUUGAGAGAUAGUCAUGACAAUUGUAUUACCGUUUGUAAUAUGGAGAAUUUCGAUCCACUCGGUAUUCACACUGGUGAGUCGAUUGUAGUUGCACCAUCACAAACACUGACUGAUCGCGAGUACCAAAUGUUGCGUGAGUGCGCUAUCAAGACUGUUCGUCAUUUGGGUGUAGUCGGUGAGUGCAACAUUCAAUACGCGCUCAACCCAGACUCAGAGGAAUACUGUAUCAUCGAGGUCAAUGCUCGUUUGUCACGUUCAUCCGCUCUCGCUUCAAAGGCAACCGGUUACCCAUUGGCUUUUAUCUCUGCCAAGGUUGCUCUCGGUUACGAUUUGGCAACUCUGCGUAACACCAUCACCAAGAAAACAACAGCCUGUUUCGAACCAUCGUUGGAUUACUUGGUUGUCAAGAUGCCACGUUGGGAUUUGAAGAAGUUCAGUCGUGUAUCCAACAAGAUCUCGUCAUCGAUGAAGUCUGUCGGUGAGGUCAUGUCGAUCGGUCGUAAAUUCGAAGAAGCCAUUCAAAAGGCAAUUCGUAUGGUUAUGGAUGGCGGUGUCGAUGGUUUCCAAGCUGGAAUCUACCCAACCUCGGACGAGGAGCUUGAAAACCCAACCAACAAUCGUAUCUUGGUGUUGGCAAGUGCUUUCGCCGAUGGUUACUCUGUUGAGAAGGUUCACCAACUCACCAAGAUCGACAGAUGGUUCCUCACCAAGUUGAAGGAUAUCAUCGAUCUCGAAAUCACCAUGACCAAGAACUACAGAGAACAACAGUUGCCAGCCGAGUUGUUGAAGCAUGCCAAACAACAAGGUUUCUCUGACAAGCAGAUCGGUCGUGCCAUCGGUUCAACCGAGUUGGCCGUUCGUGAAAUGAGAAAGCAAAUGAACAUCACCCCGGUCGUCAAGCAUAUCGAUACUGUUGCUGCCGAGUUUCCAGCUCAGAACAACUACCUCUACAUGACUUACAACGCCAGCACCAACGAUAUCGACAUCAACGAGAAGGCAUACAUUACACUCGGUUCCGGAUCCUACCGUAUCGGUUCAUCCGUAGAGUUUGAUUGGUGUGCAGUUUCCUGUAUCCGUACGCUCAGAAAGCUCGGACAGAAAUCAAUCAUGAUCAACUUUAACCCAGAGACAGUCUCUACCGAUUACGAUGAAUGCGACUACCUCUUCUUUGAGGAGCUUUCAUUGGAGCGUGUUUUGGAUAUCUACGAGCGUGGAGGUCCAGACUCAACCAACGGUGUUAUCUUGUCGGUCGGUGGUCAGAUUCCAAACAACUUGGCCAUCCCUCUCUCAAGAUGCAAUGUCAAGGUUCUCGGUACUCACCCAGAUAUGAUUGACAGCGCUGAGAAUCGUUACAAGUUCUCACGUCUUCUCGAUACCAUCGGUAUUGAUCAACCACUCUGGAAGGAAUUGACCUCGGUCAAUGACACCAAAGAGUUUUGUGAAUCCGUUGGAUUCCCAUGUUUGGUACGUCCAUCCUAUGUAUUGUCUGGUGCCGCCAUGAAUGUCGUCAAUUCAUCGAGCGAACUCGAGUCGUUCCUCACUGAGGCUGCCGCUGUCUCACGUGACCACCCAGUCGUUAUCUCCAAGUUUAUCCAAGAGGCAAAGGAGAUUGAAAUCGACGCCGUCGCUGACAAUGGUCAAAUCGUAUUGUUUGCCAUCUCUGAGCACGUUGAGAAUGCCGGUGUUCACUCUGGUGACGCCACACUUGUCUGCCCAGCACAAGAUCUCGACAACAACACCAUCACCAAGAUUGAAGAUACCGCUCGUAAGAUUGCAGCUGCUCUCUCAGUGUCUGGUCCAUUCAACAUUCAAUUCAUUGCCAAGAACAACGAGAUCAAGGUUAUCGAGUGUAAUCUCCGUUGCUCCAGAUCAUUCCCAUUCGUCUCAAAGACAUUGAAUGUCGACUUUAUCGAACUCGCCACCAAGAUUAUCAUUGGUUCCGCCUACAAGACUCCACAAUUGGAUGAAUGCAACUUUGUUGGUGUCAAAGUACCACAAUUCUCAUUCAUUCGUCUCAAGGGUGCUGAUCCAGUACUCGGUGUAGAGAUGGCAUCCACCGGUGAAGUCGCUUGUUUCGGUAACACUCGUGAGGAAGCAUACAUCAAAGGUUUGAUCUCCACCGGAUUCCGUUGUCCAGAGAAGAAUGUUCUCCUCUCGAUCGGUCCAUUCAAGGAGAAGAAUGAAUUCCUACCAGCCGCUCGUAAGUUGGUCGAUCUUGGUUACGCCCUCUUUGGUACCAAGGGUACCUCUGAUUUCUACCAAGAGAACGGUGUCCCAAUUACCCAACUCGACUGGGAUGAAGAGGUUCUCGGUGACAACAUCACCAAGAAACUCACUGACAACAUUCAUUUGUUCAUUAACUUGCCAUCGAAGAACAAAUACCGUCGUCCAUCUUCUUUCAUGUCUCGUGGUUACUCUUUGCGUCGUGUUGCCAUCGAUUUCAAUGUACCAUUGAUUACCAAUAUCAAAUGCGCCAAAUUGUUUGUCGACUCGAUUCCAUUCAUGCGUGGACCAAUGGCUUUGGACAAGGUUGAUUGUCGUUCAUCCAACAAGACCAUCAUCUUGCCAGGUCUCAUCGAUGUCCACGUCCACUUGCGUGAGCCAGGUGCCACCCACAAAGAAGACUGGGAAUCAGGUACCGCCAGUGCAUUGGCCGGUGGUUUCACCAUCGUCGGUGCCAUGCCAAAUACCAAUCCACCCAUUAUGAAUGCCGAAACAUUCGAGCUCUGCUCCAAGUUGGCUGCUGCCAAAGCUCACUGCGACUAUGGUAUCUACGUCGGUGCAACCUUCACCAACACUCAGACCGCUGCUUCUCUCGCCAACGAAUCAAUGGCAAUGAAGAUGUAUCUCGAAGAAACAUUCGCUCCACUUCCAUUGAAGGAUGACAUCAACGCCUGGAGAGAUCACGUCAUGAACUGGCCAGGAACUACACCAAUCUGUGUACAUGCCGACGGUCGUAACUUGGCUGCCGUCAUGAUGCUCGGUUGGAUGUACAACAAGCACAUCCACGUCUGUCAUGUCUCACACAAGGAGGAGAUCGACUUGAUUCGUGACGCCAAACUCAGAGGAAUGAAGAUUUCCUGUGAGGUCAGUCCACAUCACUUGGUGCUCACCACCGAAGAUAUCCCAAGAAUCGGAGAGGGACAAUCGGAAGUACGUCCAAGACUCGGAACUCCUGAGGAUCGUCAAGCUCUCUGGGACAAUAUUGACUACAUCGAUAUGAUCGCCACCGAUCACGCUCCACACACCUACGAGGAGAAGUGCUCUGCCAAGCCACCACCCGGUUUCCCAGGUCUUGAAACUUCGCUCCCAUUGAUGUUGAACGCCGUUCACCAAGGUCGUCUCACUCUCCAACAACUCAAGGAGAAGAUGCACGACAAUCCAAUCAAGUUGUUCAGUUUGCCAGAGCAACCAGAUACCUACAUUGAAGUCGACAUGGACGAAGAGUACGCCAUCGGUAAGCCAGAGUACUCACGUUGUGGAUGGACUCCAUUCGAAGGUGUCAAAGUCCGUGGACGUGUCGUUCGUGUUGUGUUGAGAGGUAAACUCGCCUAUCUCGAUGGAAAGGUUUUGGCACCAGCCGGAUACGGUAAGAAUGUCAGAGACAUGUUGCCACUGAAACCAGUCGCUGCUCAAGUCGCUGCCACCUCUGUUGUCAACACCCCAUCGGUAGAACUCUCACCAAAGAGACGUCCACUCCAAAUCAGCAAAGACGGAAGUGGAAUCCCACCACAACCAUUGAUUGGAACCUCGAUGAAGAAGGACGAUGCCAUCCAGCUCUUACACCCACAAACCGAUGGAUCACUCUUUGGAAAGCACAUCUAUACCGUCAAGCAAUUCAAUCGUAAGACUCUCCAUCAGAUCUUUGGUUUGGCUCACGAAAUGAGAUUGCAAGUCAAGAAGUCCGGUGGAUCCAAUAUCCUCGCCGGAAAGAUCUUGGCAACACUCUUUUACGAACCAAGCUCACGUACUCAAUGCUCAUUCACAGCCGCCUUUGAACGUCUCGGUGGUAAAUGUAUUUCAAUCGACUCUGUCUCAUCCUCGGUUGCCAAGGGUGAGUCACUCCCAGACACCAUUCGUACUUUGGAGUCGUAUGCCGACGCCAUCGUCCUCAGACAUCCACAGGUAGGUUCCGUAGAGACCGCUAUCAAGUUUGCCAAGAAGCCAAUCAUCAACGGUGGUGAUGGUAUUGGAGAGCAUCCAACUCAGGCAUUGCUCGAUGUAUUCACCAUUCGUGAGGAACUCGGAACUGUCAAUGGAUUGACCAUCACUUUGAUCGGUGAUCUCAAGAACGGUCGUACCGUCCACUCACUCGUACGUUUACUCUCAUUGUAUCAAGUUAAAUUGAAUUACGUAUCACCAAAAUCAUUGGCCAUGCCAGAGGAGAUCGUCAAGGAGUUGGAGGCACGUGGAAUUCAACAACAACAAUUCGAAAAACUCGACGCCGUCCUUCCAACCACCAAUGUACUCUAUGUCACUCGUGUCCAAAAGGAACGUUUCACCGACUUGGCUCAAUACGAAGCUGUCAAGGAUUCUUUAAUUAUCACACCACACACCCUCACCAAGGCCAUGGACAACAUGAUCGUCAUGCACCCAUUGCCACGUGUCAACGAAAUCUCUGUUGAAGUCGAUUCCGACCCAAGAGCUGCUUACUUUAGACAAAUGGAAAAUGGAAUGUACGUCAGAAUGGCUUUAUUAGCUUCCAUUUUGGGUAAACAAGAUUAA
This is a messenger RNA of Heterostelium album PN500, 6570 nucleotides long. RefSeq names its product dihydroorotase (gene pyr1-3). Gene Ontology annotation, biological process: 'de novo' pyrimidine nucleobase biosynthetic process; L-glutamine metabolic process; L-arginine biosynthetic process. Gene Ontology annotation, molecular function: metal ion binding; ATP binding; hydrolase activity, acting on carbon-nitrogen (but not peptide) bonds, in cyclic amides. The transcript has 2 exons. Gene Ontology annotation, cellular component: carbamoyl-phosphate synthase complex; cytoplasm. Bases 1 to 6570 code for a protein of 2189 amino acids. Lineage: Eukaryota; Evosea; Eumycetozoa; Acytosteliales; Acytosteliaceae. The record is from RefSeq and is a predicted model, not a curated record.